Anoplophora glabripennis (Asian longhorned beetle) is the source of this 8084-nucleotide messenger RNA. Its product is annotated as contactin-associated protein-like 2. The record is from RefSeq and is a predicted model, not a curated record. The coding region runs from base 444 to 6116 and encodes 1890 amino acids. The transcript has 19 exons. NCBI's taxonomy places the organism in Eukaryota, Metazoa, Arthropoda, Insecta, Coleoptera, Cerambycidae. Gene Ontology annotation, molecular function: serine-type endopeptidase inhibitor activity.
UUAUCCAGUUUAGUACUCGCCGGUCGCGGUUCAAAAUCAUUUUUUCAAACAGCGGCGGCCGCGGUAGCAACUAUAUCGGAGAAAACUCCGUUUGCUCCCAUUGUAAUAUCGCUACCGAUAAAAUUAUUGGAUCGAGUCAUUAUCUAGAACUAACAGUACGACAUCAAGUGACAGCGAUUACUUUAAAUUACCGUAUCACAUGUCCAUACACAAUUUUCUAAAAUGAACUCAUCCGCAGUACAUUCGAAUCUCGUCGGGCACUGAAAAAUAAAAAAAUUGCGAAAACUCUAGUUUUGCUGGAUAUUCGACGUUGAGACUUAAGUGCGGUGGCCGUUGAGGCAGACGUUGUGGUGGUUAUUUCUUAAGUGGUUAAAUUGGAGGAGCAGAAGAACGCAUCAAUUGUUUCCUGACGUCACUUUAUUUCCGGCGUUGAGAGGCAAACCAUGUUGCUUCUUCUUACCUACGUCUGUCCUUUCCUGGUAAUAAUUCUGGCUCGGCCGGACCGGCACGCUCUACAUCCAUGUCCUGGCCCCCCCGAUAGGGGGCCUUGUAAUAGGAACAGUUACAAAUGGGCCUUCGACCACGACCGACAAGAGUGCAUCGGUUUCCUAUGGGGCGGAUGCGCGGGGAACGACAAGAACAGGUUCGACAGCGAGCAACAAUGCAUGGAAAGGUGUUUGUCGAUAUUAAGUUCUACGCCAUUUUCCACCAACUCUAGCACCGUGGUACCCAAAGAAGAAAGAGGACCUCAACUUACUUUUCAAGAAACUGGAAACCAAAACAUUUUCAUGUUCGCCCAGUCCAAUACUUUUAUUCAAAUAGACGGUGAUAUAAUCCAGACAUUUCAAUUAAGGUUAUGUCGUCAAAUCUCAUUCCAAUUUCGAACUAGACUGCCCCACGGUCUUCUAGUCUACCAUAACGUGCAGGUACCUACUGGGGUGUCCUUACAACCAUACGCCCUGUACAUCAUAGUUCAACAGGGUCAGCUAAAAGUCGUGCAUGUCUAUGGAAAACAUUCCACCGCACUUACUGUAGGAAGAGGCUUAAAUAAAGAUGAAUGGCACUCAGUUACGGUAAGGAUCGACGUACACAGUGCUAGACUUAUGGCUACAGUAGAUGACAUGAAAGAAGAAACAGAUCUGAUGGGGCUCGACAAGGAAAAUAAUUACGGCGUCUCGGCAAAUGUUACCUCAGUGAUUCUCAUUGGAGGCUUAAGCUCCGAGGAAAGAUUACACGGGGUGAAGUAUAUAAUCGAAUCCUUCGUUGGUUGCAUAAAGGAUGUUAUAUUGAGCACAGGAAAAUCUGCAUCUGAUUUGUUGCCUAUCACCCCUUUAAUAGCCACCAAACACGAGAAUGUGCAAGAGGGUUGCAUCGACAAGUGUAGGACUAUGGAAAAUCUUUGUUUUAAAGGGUCUAGGUGCAUAAAUCACUACAACGCCUUCACAUGUGACUGUUUCGGUACCAAUUACGAAGGAGAGUAUUGCGAUAUUUACACUGCGACUAUCUUAACAUUAAGAGGAUCAUCUUACGUGUCCUACAGAGUAUACGACUGGAAAGACAGAGUCCACUCAUCAGUCACGAGAUUUUCUAUGUUGUUCAAAACGAGAUUCGACAAUUCAGCUUUGCUGUACGCAGCUGGUGGUGAUCUUGGCAUAGACCACUAUAUCGCUGCUUCCAUAUACAACAAUUCUGUCUUCAUAGAAGUAGACUUUGGGGAAGAUCCAAUAGUAACGAUUCUUGGACGAACAUCAGACUUUAAGUUAUAUCAAUGGAACAAUUUAACAAUCUUCCAUGAAUACGACAAACUGCAUUUAAUAUUAAACGAGGAAAAGGUCACAUUAAACAUAACAGGCGAUCCAUUGUUGUACAUCGAUCCAGAAAUCUACAUUGGAGGAGGACCUGAGUUGCAGAAAAAGACCGGUCUAAAGUCAACAAACAACUUCGUGGGUUCCCUCAAAUACGUCUUCUAUAACGACAUAUCGAUAAUCUACGAGUUAAAUAAGAACAACCCCAAAGUACAUUACAUCGGAAUACUCAGGCCCGAGUUCUACGAGGUAGACGUGAAGGAAAUCCCCAUUACGUUUCCCUUCUCUUCGUCGCACAUCUGGUGGCACAACAACCACACCGACAGCUUAUCCUUGUCGUUCAACUUCAAGGCAAGCAGCAAUCUCAGCGUGAUUGCUUCCAGUGAGGCCCAAACUGGUAUCUACUGGGAGGUGCGCGUGGUCAAUGACGAAGUCAGGUUCGAAUUAUCCGACAACACGAAGAACGUAACACAUCUGAUCAGCGUCAAGAAGACCCCAGGGAUCUGGCACUCCCUCAACCUCACGUACUCCGAAGGUGACCUCCAUAUGUGUGUGGACAGUCGCGAGAAACAAGAGAAAAUCGGAGACCUGAAGUUCGCCAUCGGUGACAAGAUCAAGGUGGCCGCAGGUUCGAGGUCAAACUCGGGUCUCGUGGGGUGCAUGAUGGACAUAGUGGUGAAUGGUGCGCGUCUAGAACCGAGGUCUAUCUUGCAGAGCGAAAGAGUGGUCGGUGAGGUGACGCUGGACGACUGUCGGUUCAUUGACGCGUGUUUGAGGCCCAACACUUGUGAACACGGUGGCAAGUGUUCGGUGAAGGAAGACAGACUGAUCUGUGACUGUACGAAUACGGGCUAUAUCGGGAAGAACUGCCACUUUGCCCAGUACAGGAAGACCUGCGAAGAGUUGGCACUUUUGGGCUAUACGAAGCCAGAUGUUUAUCUGAUCGACAUAGACGGAAAUGGCAGAUUUCCCCCCGCCCAUGUCCGUUGCGAGUUCCAGAGCCUUGAAGACGCCACCAAGACCAUCGUAGAACACAACCUGCCCAGCCAGAUAGACGUACGUUCUCCGUCCGAGAAAGACUUCAGUUUCAGCAUCAAGUACAGAGAGUUCAACGCCGAGAUGUUGCAGGAGCUCGUCUCUCAUUCCCUUAACUGCAGCCAGUACAUCAAGUACGACUGCCAGAGGGCGCCCCUGGAGCUGCAUUCCGCUACUUGGUUCAUAAGUUCGGCAAAUCAGACCGUCGAUUUUAUUGGAGAUGUGAAAAAGGGUACAUGUCCCUGUUCUAUAGGAAAAAAGUGCGAAAAUAAAUCGCAAUGGUGCAACUGCGAAGACAUCGAGGAUGACAAGUGGUACACAGACGACGGGUACUACACAAGCGGAAAUAGUCUGGGCAUCACCGAAAUGGUUUUCAUACAGCAGCGCGACCUUCCCGCGGAUGCCCUGGGAAGGAUAACGCUGGGUCCUUUGGAAUGUGUGGAGACGAAUACACAGCGAUAUGUUGUUACUUUUACGACAAGCCAGUCGUACAUAGAAGUCCCUGGUUGGCGAAAAGGAGAUUUGGCGUUCUCUUUUAGAACAACAGGCAAAAAGGCCAUUCUUUUAUACCAGCCCCCAAUACGACCAAAUUAUCCUAGCUUCAUGGUUGCUUUAACAAGUGACUUUCAGCUGACGUUCAAUUUCACGCUAAACACCGGUGUAUCUAAAGAACUUGUAAUAGAUUCCGGUAGAAAGCUAAACGGAGGCGAAUGGCACAAAGUUUGGAUAGAUUACAAUAAGUACCACGUGAGAUUCAUGAUUAACGAGGACUCCCAAAUGGUUAAUCUAAAACCAGAAGAAGAAUUUGGACCUUUUGAAGGGUCUAUGUUUAUUGGGGGAGCCAUAAGUGACCUCCUUGACCCGAAAUCGUCCGUGCACCAAGGUUUGAUCGGAUGUUUUCGCGGUUUAGUUGUCAACGAAGAAAUCUUGGAUAUUUACAGCUACAUGAGCGUCCACCUGAGUGAAAUAAUCAAAGACUGCAAGCCUUCCUGUGUUCCAAACCCAUGCCAGAACGGAGCUCACUGUAAGGAGCUCUGGAGCAACUUUGAGUGUAUCUGUCCAAAUCGAUGGGCUUACAGCGGAGAACAUUGCGAAACUAAUAUCAACACGAACGCCAUUACUUUCACCCAUCCAGAGUCAUUCUUACGGAGGAACUACUUGACCAACGACACAAGCUUAGAGAAAGGCGUUUUAAAGAAAAUGUUCCAAGAGCAGAUAUUGGUGAACCUCCGCACGUACGAAAACGUGGCUCUGAUAUUUUACGCAAACGACCAUUUGAACAAUUUCGUUCACCUGUACAUCGAAAAUGGAACGCAAGUUGUGUUUUUGUUCAACUACGACAAUGAGAUUCAUAACGUUACCGUGAAUUAUUCAGAACUGAACACAAGCAAAUCGAUUCAAAUAGCUAUAGAGCGCGACGAAAAUAAAACAACUUUGCACGUGAACGACCAAAAUAACACCAUCGCUGCCGGUGUGAAACUUAUACAGGAAUACUCCAAUAAACCUUGGAUAAACCCUGAAAGAGAGGUGUUUGCACCACAAAGACCUCCGGCUCCUCCCACGGAAUAUUUCCAACUCAAUCUGGGCGGUUUUGACCCUGAAACUUUAUUAAAGGUCUCUGAAUACCCACCGAAAUUACCAGGAUACGUAGGUUGCCUAAGAGGACUUAAAAUCGGCGAUACCCUAAUGGAUUUACCGUCCAAGGUCAACGAAACAGAUGACAAAGGUGGAUUUAUUGCCUUUAACUUUAAUUUUUCUCUUCCAACUGUUUAUAUUUUAGGAGUUAUUGCCCACUGCAACAUGAAAUGCGACGAGGUUCCGUGCAAGCACGAGGGUAUCUGUAUUGAAGACUUUCGAAACCAAGAGCAUACAUGCGAUUGCGAACACACUAGCUACUACGGGGAGUUCUGUUCCGAAGAGAAAGGAGCCGAAUUUAAUGGAGAAUCAAUACUGUGGAGAGAGUAUGUUCUAAAUGGAUCUGUAGACCACGUUAAGUUCCAGCUAGCGUUUUCCACAGUUGACGUCAGGCAGAAGAAUACUAUAUUGUUGCUACUUCAGACGGAAAACAAUCGGAGUUACUAUCUACUAGUGGGCUUAAGUCUGGAAGGAUAUCUUACAGUUCAGGAAGAUAGAGAAGGUGCUGUGUUUUCAGCGACUGUUAAUAAAAAGAAUUUUAUCAAUGGUGCUAGGCACUCCGUCUACUACAAAAGAGAUGCUAACGAUUUCGAACUGUACAUUGAUAGGGAGUUGACACCAAUGAAACAAAUCCCAGCUCAAAAAUUUACCCACAUCCCCGAAUUGGGCGCUAAUGAAGUCCAUAUUGGUGGACAUGACACUAAUGAUCCCAGGUUUGCCAUUUACAAGAGAUAUAGUGGAUGUCUGUCAAAUAUUUUCAUUGAAGUAAAUGAACACACUAUGAAGCCAUUAGAAGAAUACAUGCUUUUUACGAGUAAUGGAGCUGAAAAAGUCAACGUAUCCAAUCAGCAUGGAGUCAGAAGUGCACAGUGUAGUGCAGACUUUGAUGUUAUCCACGAAAAAACUCCACUAACCACGAAUCUCAAUAUAAGUCAGGGUGCUGAUAAAACAUGGGUACAAGAUGCACCUCAGCGCAAACCAUACCACUCAAUAUACUCCACAACUACCGAAGAAGAAGAUGGCAAAGAGCAGCUUAUCGUCAUAAUUCUGGCAUCAUUUUUCCUGUUGGUUAUAAUCAUUUUUGGCUACCACAUCUACAUAACUGACAAAAGGUAUAAAGAGAGAAAGGAAUUUGAGACUGACGCUAGUAUAAUACUUUCCAAGCAGCAGGCAGCAAUACUUCAGGAAAAUAGUAAACCCCCCAGUGACACGGAUGAAGUGAAACCACUUACGCAAAAUGGUAAACUACCAAAUGCAAAUGGUAAUGGUACCACUGCAAACGGUAAAAAUAAACAUGAACCCAUCGUUGAAAAAGCUGUUGUUGAAGUUACACCGAUUCCAGAAGAAGUUCCACUGAAACCAUUGAAGGCAGACAGUAAACGAGAGAAACAGAGAAGAAUAAGUUUCAGAGACAGUGCCAGCGAAUUGGCCUGGGACAAUCCUGAAGAAGCUUCCGACCUCUUAAGCCCUAUGCCUGAAGAGGACGAAGAUGAAGAAUCCGAAGAAGAAUUGAGUCUAAAACCUGUAAGUAUUGUGAAUCCUACGGGUAACAUAGAAAGCAUGGCCCCUCUCAGCUCUAUAAGCGAAGUGACCCUAUUUAAUCCUGAUCGGAGAUCAUUGGUAAGCACUGAUGAAGAAUAGUUUUUUAACAGCUUGGUCUAUUUGUCGAUACGUUGGUACUUGUGUUCCAAAAAAACAGGAUUAAGGAUGUGUGCUAAUUAGAGCUUUAGCAUGUACAUAAUCGCGCCCAUCGUUCAUAAAUACAAUUCGUUUAACAAAUGCUUGGACCAUUCUUCGACACUCAUAACUUUUCACGACAUUACAAUCAACUGAAAUGGAAAUUCAUCCACUACCAGAAAAUGGUAAACAAAAUGCAUGUCAACAAGUUGCAGGAGGAAUGCAUGAUAUGCAUGAUUAGUUAUUUAUAGGAUUGCGACAGCAUGGUGUACGUUAUUUUAAUAUGUUGGUGGGACUAACACGAUCACGAUUUAAUUUAGGCUAUACCAGUACCAUUAACACCAUCGGCACGACGUCUAAGGAGCCCACCACCACAUAGCAACCCAUUGGCAACUCAACUGCCUUAUAUGAUAGAUGAGAUGGGGGCUUAAAUUAAUCAACAGUCAUAACAAAAUCAUUAUUUUCAUUCACGUUGGGUAAUGGUUCAUUUUGGAUGAUUUUAUCAAAUAAUCAAACAAAAAUAUUGAUAGAUGUAGACAGACAUUCACAAAUUUCAGGAAAAAAUCUUAUGGAAGUUCAUGAUGAAACAGAAAAAUUGGUAAAAUCAUUCUCAGUUGUAAUUUGGAGUUUCCAAAAUUUAAUAUCUGUGGUUGUCAGUUAUCUGUGGUGUAGGAUUAUUUGUUGAGAGUGGAUAUUAUAUUUCUUGUCAACUAAUGACUGAUGUUGGUUAAAAAUUAUAAAAGUAUUUAAUAAACAUAAUCAUAUUUUUGUUUUAUUUUUAACAGGUUCGAUGAUCGUCAUGUCAGAAUUUUAGUUCUCUUAUUUCGUUUAAUUAUCAAAUAAUAUGUUUUUCUUGCAAAAGGUAUCAUCAAGCUUGUGAAACAUCGAUGUAAAUACAAAAUAAAAACAAUGGCAUUUUGCUAAACUAGAUAUUCGUAUAGUGCAAGCAGUAGAACUAAUAUGUUUGUAAUAUUUGUCUGUACCAAAUAUGUAUCAUCCUCAUAGAAUAACCUUUUGUUCAUGUGGCAUGUUAAAUUGGGUGGUGUUUUUUAAUUAACAAAAUGUAACCAUUCAAAUCAAAGAAUUCGUGAAUUGUCAUUGUACAGACCCUGCAUCAAACACACAGCUUAAUCAGAAAUAUCAAACACAUUAUUCUUAAAAAGAAACAUUAAAAGUAAUCCCUUUAGGCUUCUGUACAUUACUAGCGAUUUUUCCAUUAUUGAAACUUUCAAGUAAACAGCUUUAAAUUUGAAAGCUGUUUCGUGUUUGUAUGUUGCUUUUUCGCUUUCAUUUCUCCCGUAGAGUCGAAAUGAGGUACUUGUAAUUGGAGUUUCAUUGGGGAAGACGAAGAGGUUGCCGAGCAGCUAAGGAAGGAGGGAUUGAAGGGGACAUUUUUGCUCUUUGUUAAAAACUAUCUGACUAGGAGCAAGGUGCGUCAUCCAUAUUUCACGUUGCUUGCGCCUCACAUUUUUUCUGAGGGUUUGGACCGUCAUAGUAAAAUUUCCCAUUGACAGUUUCACAAUGAGUGCAAUGAACUUUUUAGCCUGAAAUGUGGAUGAACAAUAAGUAGAUAUUGCAUUAUGACAAUAAUAAUUCUUCUUUCCUUAUCGUGUAUUUCAUUGACUCUAUCGGUGAAACCAAAGAGAAAACACCGCUGACAGCAGGCCUAAGGGAAUUAAGACUUAUGAUAUCAAUAAUUGUUUUAUAUGCAUAUUUUUGGAACUUUGGCAAAAAACUUAUUUUAAAAAUUAAAUCGCUUUUUAACCUUCCGUCAAAUAAAUAGACAUAUCGUACUUUAUUGCUGCAUCAAUUACAAAUUAUCGAUAAUAUAUUCAGAAAUAACUAAAUUUUCGGGGAGCAUUUUAUAAAAAAAGAAACAAAACAUUCAGCAAUUCAUUAAAAUUAAGAUACAAACUUGAUUAAUACUGAAAA